AUGGGUAAAACAGCACCAAAUAUUAAAGCAGCAGCUGGAAAAACAUCAACAAGUGACCGUACACCUAUUACAACUGGAGAAUUAAACGAUCCAUUUCAAGUACAAAAAAAAAAUAUUCGUACAGCUGCACUUAUCGUUUGCACUUUUACAUAUUUGAUUAUUGGAGCUUGUGUAUUUGAUGCACUUGAAGAUGCUCCAUUUACAGAUCGAAAACAUCGUUUUGAACGAAUAUUUGCUCAAUUUAAACUUGAUCAUAAUAUGACUAAUGAAACAUUUCGUCAAUUAUCCGAUUUAAUUAUGAAUAAAACAAUUGUUCGUCAUAAAUGGAAAUUUUAUGAUAGUUUUUAUUUUUCAACUGUUGUCUUAGCCCUUAUUGGUUAUGGCCAUCGACAACUAAUAACAUCACGUGGAAAAAUUUUCUGUAUCUUUUAUGCUAUGUUAGGUAUACCUAUGUGGUUAAUAACAUUUCAAUCUACAGGUGAACGACUAAAUUCACUUUUGAGUUAUGUUCUUGCUCGACUUAAACAUUCAUUAAAUAUGAAACAAACUAAAAUAACUGAUGGAGAAUUACUUGUAACAGAAUCCUUAUUAUCGAUAGUUAUACUAGUCAUAGGUGCAUUUGUUUUUUCUAAAUAUGAACAAUGGUCUUUUUUUGAAUCAUUUUAUUAUGGUUUUAUAACAUUAACAACCAUUGGUUUUGGUGAUUAUGUUGUUUUACAAAAUAAUCAUCGUGAUAAAGACUUUAUUUAUCAUGCUGAAUAUUUUUUUUUCUGUAUGGCAUUUAUUUUUCUUGGUCUUACUGUUCUUGCAUCAUCGAUGAAUUUACUUGUUAUACGUAUUGUUGCAUUUUAUUCUCAAGAACGUUUACUUGAAAAACUUCGUCAAGAAGAAGCAGCUAAUCAAGCUGUUUUACUUAAAGGUGAUGUUAUUUGUUCAACGAAUACAGGAAAACAACGUUCAACAACACCAGUUAUGGCUGAAAUGACAGCAAGUCAACAACAGCAAUUAUUAUUGAAUUCUAGUCAAACAUCUAUAUGUUCAUGUACAUGUAUGGAAACAUUUAGUGAAUGGAGACAAACAAGAAAAAAACGUUCAAAAUGGAAAAAACAACAACGAUAUGGAUUAAAUAAAUCAAUGAAAAUGUCUGAAUCAACAUCUUCACUUAACAUGAUACUUAUUAUGUGUGGAAUUUGGUGCAUAUUUGGUUCAACAGUUGAUACUCAUCAACAAAUUCCAGGAUGUUUUAAUAUCGCUCACCGUGGUCCUGAUUGUUUUCGUUUUGAAAAUGUUAAUCAUUUUUCAAGAUGUGUUUUUGGUUUUCACCGUUUAGCUAUCGUCGAUGAUAUUUAUGGCAUGCAACCAAUGCGUAUUCAUGCACUACCACACAUAUGGAUGACUUAUAACGGUGAAAUUUAUAAUUUCCGACAGACACAAAAAAAAUUUGGUUAUCAAUUUGAAACAUCAUGUGAUGGAGAAAUUUUAAUUCAUUUAUAUAAUGAUAAAGGUGUACGUUUUAUGUGUGAACAACUUUAUGGUGUUUUUGCUUUUGUAUUAUUUGAUACAAAAGAACGAAAAGUUUUUGUUGGUCGAGAUACAUUUGGUGUUCGACCUUCUUUUCGUAUCUAUACUGAAUGUGGAUUUUUAGCUGUUUCAUCUGAAGCUAAAGGCCUUGAAGGUGUAACAGUAUCAUCAAAUCAAGCAUUAAAAAUUGAAGCUUUCGAACCCGGUACAUAUGAAGAAUAUAAAUUAGAUGAGAAUGAAAAGGCUGAAUUUAUUAAAAAAGAACGUUUUCAUUGUAUUGGAAAAUUUCCAAUAUAUGAAGUUAAUGUUAAUUUAACAGAUGACGUAUCAUUAAAUAUUCGUUCAUAUCUUACCAAUGCUGUUCAAAUGCGUUUAAUGUCACAUCGACGUAUUGGUUGUAUGUUAUCAGGUGGUCUUGAUUCAAGUUUAAUUGCUGCUUUAACUGUACAAGAAGCUCGAAAACAAGGUAUUACUUAUCCAAUUCAAACAUUUUCUAUUGGAAUGGAUGAAGAAAGUCCUGAUUUACUUGCUGCACGAAAAGUUGCCAAACACUUAGGUACUGAACAUCAUGAAAUACGUUUUACAGCUGAUGAUGCAAUAAAUUAUUUAAAAAAUAUAAUCAAUUCACUUGAAUCUUAUGAUAUAACAACAAUACGAGCAUCAAUUGGAAUGUAUUUUGUUUCGAAAUAUAUUCAAGAAAAAACUGAUACUGUUGUUAUUUUAUCUGGUGAAGGUGCUGAUGAAGUUUGUCAAGGUUAUAUUUAUUUUUAUCGACAACCAACACCAGAAGAAGGUGAUCAAGAAAGUCGUCGUCUUUGUCAAGAUCUUUAUUUCUUUGAUGUACUUCGUGCUGAUCGUACAACAGCUGCACAUGGACUUGAAUUACGUGUACCAUUUCUUGAUCAUGCAUUUACAUCUUAUUAUCUUUCAUUACCAGCAAGUGAACGAGCACCAACAAAAGAACGAGCAGAAAAAUAUCUUUUAAGAAAAGCAUUUGAUGGUCUUGAUUUGAUUCCAUCAGAAAUACUUUGGCGACCAAAAGAAGCUUUUUCUGAUGGUGUUGCUGCAAAAAAAAAAUCACUUUUUCAAUACAUGCAAGAAUAUGCUGAAACACAAGUCUCUGAUACUGAUUUUCAACGUGCCUCUACUUUAUAUCUAACUAAUACACCAAAGAGUAAAGAAGCAUUUCUAUAUCGUUCAAUAUUUGAAAAACUUUAUCCUGGUCAAGAGCAUCUUACACCAUAUAUGUGGCUUCCCAAAUGGUGUGGUGAUCAAACAGAUCCAUCGGCACGUGUUCUUAAACAUUAUCAAGAACAACAAGGCGAUGCAGAUAAAUCUUAA
This is a messenger RNA of Rotaria sp. Silwood1, 2862 nucleotides long. NCBI's taxonomy places the organism in Eukaryota, Metazoa, Rotifera, Eurotatoria, Philodinida, Philodinidae. The record is from the annotation of a GenBank genome assembly.